Aspergillus pseudotamarii is the source of this 1020-nucleotide messenger RNA. RefSeq names its product glycosyltransferase family 32 protein. Lineage: Eukaryota; Fungi; Ascomycota; Eurotiomycetes; Eurotiales; Aspergillaceae. Gene Ontology annotation, molecular function: mannosyltransferase activity. Bases 1 to 1020 code for a protein of 339 amino acids. The transcript is spliced from 3 exons. The record is from RefSeq and is a predicted model, not a curated record. Gene Ontology annotation, biological process: mannosyl-inositol phosphorylceramide biosynthetic process.
AUGUGUUUUUUGCGAGUCCGUCUCCUGGUUCUCUUCCUUCUAGCGUCGCUCCUGCUAUUCCUCACUUCUCCGUUGGCUGCCCAACUUCGUCUGCUCCUCCAAAUGCCCUUCAUCUGGCAACAGUCCGCAGCCGACUCCAUUAUCUCACAUGACCACGAUAGCUUCGAUGUCACGUUUCGCGCCUACGAUGGCCAACAACCCCCCUCAAAGCUCCACCAUCUGUCCCCAGUUCCCGCGACGCUCCAUCACGUCCACUUGGGAGGUACAGCUCUCCGACCAGAAUGGCUAGCAGCUAGGGAAGAAUGUCUGAGAAUACAUCCUGGAUGGAAGACACACACCUGGGACGAUACAGCAGCCAAUCAGUUCGUGCGGGACCACUUCCCCGAUCUCCAAGAUAUCUGGAACAACUACCCCUACCUCGUCCAGAAGGUAGAUGCGCUACGCUACAUGAUCCUCUACAUACACGGAGGUGCGAUCUUAGACCUUGAUCUCGUCUGUAAGCGAUCGCUCGAACCACUCCGCCGGUUUGACUUUGUCGCGCCCGCGGCCUAUCCCGCCGGCUUCUCUAUCGGCAUGCUCCUGUCCAGUCCGAAGAACUCGUUUGUCCGUGAUUUGAUUGAUAAUCUACCUCGUUUCAAUCGUCGCUGGUUCCUUUUUCCGUAUGUUACGGUUAUGUUUAGUACUGGGUGUCAUUAUGCGUCGACUAUUUAUACCACCCAGCCGAAUCGAACGUCCCUCCGUAUCUUGUCCGGUCCGCCCGAUCGUCCGAAUAUGCAUAUGCUGAAUGGGUUCGUGGAUACCCCGCUCUUCCAACACUUGGGGACGUCGUCGUGGCAUGCGAAUGAUGCGCUUUUUGUGAGGAUGGUUGAAGGAGUGGGAAGACGAGUUCUAUACUGUAUUCUCUCGGCCGUUAUAGUGGGUGGGUGGGUGGUAUUUUCGUGGUCUAUAGCGGCCCGACGACGUUCUGUCAGAAUGGAGACGUCAACGUCACCAUCUAAGGUUUUGGAAAAGGUUGUGUGA